GUUUACAGUUUGACAGUUAAAAGUGAAUCACAAAUUUCUCAGUAUUUCUGACUCACCUUUGUUUGUAAAUAUAUCUUUUCUUAAUUCAUUAGGUUACCAUGGUAUGCGGUGUAUAAGUUGUAUAUAAAUAAAUUAUUCUCCGAUAACAUGAUUUGCCUGUAUAUCCCAGUUAUUAUAAUUUAAUGAUUCAUCUUUGUCAUUUUUAACUUUGCAAUAUUAUUUUGAAAUCAUAAAUUUUGAACUUGCACUGAAAAUGCAAGUAUGGCAGUUCAAGAGCAAUUUUUACCUACACGUAAAGCGUUUUCAGCUGAACGGUCUAAAGAUAUCUAUGAAUCUCAAUCUUCCGAUAGUGGUCUUGAGGAAAUUGGAAAUAGAACUUUUAAAGUUUGUUCGUCUGCUUCAAUGUCCGCAAGAGAAAGGAGACAUGCCCAGAAAAAUUUUGAAUAUUCUAUGCAAGAGGAAUUUAGUCCUCGGUUUCACAAAGUACACAAUAAAGAAAAUCAAAAACUUUUCUUACAAGCUUCACAAAUCUUAGAGAAACUUAAUAAACUGUCUUCAAAUGUUGAAUCACAGAAAAGUGCCUUAGCAAUAAGAAAUACAAAAAUGAAAACAAUUGCUAUUUAUCAUGAUAAACUCCAACAGUUACUGAUAGAAAGAAGUUCUUUGUUGUUAAUGGAAGAAAGCUUUACCGCAAUAAAACGGACUACAAAAUGUAUUGAAGAUUUUAAGCAUAUUUAUUACAGUGAGAAAUUGAAAAUGACAACCAUGCCAAUGCAAGCGUUUAAUCGCUUCAUUAGCAGCUCUGACAUUAAUAUUUCAUCGAUUGAACUUUUAAUCAAAAAACUAAAUAAUGUCUGUGACAUGCAUUCAUCUCUGACUAACAAUUACCAAAAUCUAAUCAACCUCUUUCAUGGUGGGGCAAACAUUGAUCUUAAUAAAACAAUAUCAAAGUCCUGUAACGUUUUAAACUCAUUAGAGACUGAUGUGUUUUAUUGGUCUCAUAAAUAUAUGGGAGUUUUUAUGCAAAAAGUCUGUUUAGCUGAUCCUAAUUCUGUAUCACAGGAUUUUUUACUGAAAAUUUUGAGGGCUACUCAUGUUUAUAAUUCACUUCUAAAAAAAGCUAAAAAUUCUCAGUGUAAGCUUUUAACAACUGACUAUAUCUUCUGUAAAUUUAUCUUGUCACAAAAGGAAAAUAUUGUAUCAUUUAAUCUUAUUUUGCAAAAUCUGUCUUUUUUUGAAGCCAAAGUUGCUGCUGAGAGAAUUGUAAAUAAUUUAAGCUCUAAUUGUAAAAAACAUAAACAGACGGAUUUAAAGAGAAAUCAGAUGCAUGAAAUCCAAGAAAAUGAAACAUCUGAAUUUUCCCCCAACAAAAAUCAUGAUUGUUUAGAACAGUCGAAAAUGAAAAAUACUUCUCCAUCUCACACAAGUAAUUUUGCAACCAUGCUACUUGCUAUUAUACAAAGAAAUCAGUCAUUAAUAUUAAAAUAUAUGUAUUCCAUUACUAGUUUAGAAGGGUUGACUGUUUCAAGAAGGAGAACAUUUGAUAGUUUAACACCAACUUCAUCAGCUCGCCAAAUGUGGGAUUUGCCUCAACUUUAUAAUACUGAUGAUAACUACACUUUAUUAGAGGAAGUAUAUUGGAGUAAUUUUUGGAGCAAUAUCAGAAAAUUUGUUUUAAAACUGUUAUUCAAUGUACCCUAUCAUCAGUAUGGAGAUUCAGCAAUUGGAACAAUUAUGUUAUGGCCUGAUUCAUUUAUUAAAAUAGUGUCAGAGACUUUUAAAAUCAGUAUUAAUAAUAAAGAUUUUUCUAUGGAGGGAAGAUGCAUUAUUAAGCAAUUAUAUGAUUGUCUUAUUAUUCAUCAAGGAAAAUUACUUUGGGACAAAGAAUUUUCUCUAUCAUUACCUGCAAUUCAAUCCCAUCUUUAUACAGUAAUUACAACAUCUAAAAAACAACUGAGAACUUAUUCUGGAAAUUCGUUGCAUAAAUGCUUGUGUGUAUUAGUUUCCAACUGCUCUGAAAAUAUACAAGAAAUGGACUUAAUGACAUAUCUACCAGUUUUUCUGCAUUUACAAGCUGUAAUUGAUUCAUAUAUUUCUUGGGUGAACGUCAAAAGCAGAGCUCUCAUCGCUUCUCAAAAUCUUUCUACUCUUUUGCUCAUUUAUUCUUCUGACUGUAAUGAUGCCUCACAACUUCUGAAAUCCAAAGUUGUUCCUGUAAUAACAGAAUUUAGUUCCUCAACAUCUGUGAAAAGAUUACACCCUUCUGUAAUACCUUUCCUUAAAAAUCUUAUCAAUCAAGUUGAUAUAAUCUGUAAUUUUGCUGCUGAAGUGCCUACAAUUCUGCAUAAAUUUUGUAUGUCUGCUGUCACAGAAACGUUGAUGUUUUUAAUUAGAAGUGCCAAAGUGUGGCAAAAAUGUGUUGUUAAUCAGGAAUUCAACUUUUAUUUCGACUCUAUAAUGGAUUUUUUGUCCCCAAUGACAGAAGUGGUAAGACAAUUAGAAGACGCGGGUCCUAUCAUCUUGUCAAUAACAUCCGGAGUGUGUCAAGGUUUUUUAGCAGUUUUACAUAGUAUGAAAAGAAAAUUAAGGCUCAAAAAGGUGCAAAUUCUUCUCAUUGAACACACAAAGUUUCUUCAGUGGUUGGAGGGAUUAAAUUUAUCUCAGUCAGAUCUCAACUGUAUCAAAAAAUCUGCCUAUUUUGAAAAACUGUAUUGUUUAUUGAAUUUUUUACUGAAGUUAUUGAAUAAGCCAAAAUGUUCUUUAACCAGACAAAAUCGCAUCACUCCAGCACAACCAGAAGAAGUACCCUUGCAAAAUAUUCUGACUAAAGAUGAUAUAGCACAGUGGGAAGAAAAGUGUUCUCAGCCUUUUUGUUUUACUUGUAUGUAGAAUAGAAUUUUUACUCUUGAUAAUAUUAUAUUUAAAAAAAAUUGUUCUUAUAAAAUAUAUUAUUUAUUUUGUUUUAAAAUUUUUAUUACCUAUUUUUUAUAUGAAAUG
This is a messenger RNA of Parasteatoda tepidariorum (common house spider), 2997 nucleotides long. The record is from RefSeq and is a predicted model, not a curated record. Lineage: Eukaryota; Metazoa; Arthropoda; Arachnida; Araneae; Theridiidae.